AGCGUAGCAGCCGGAAAAAAAAAACAGAAACUGCGUCGCGUUUUGAUUGCGUCACCGCGAGUCGCGUCGACACACGAGGGGAAGGGGAGAGAGUUGUACUCGGCUAAUGAUCAGAUCUGUUCAUCAAAACUGAAGCAUGGGGAAGCAGAAAACAAAGAAGUUCGCUGCGAUGAAGCGAAUGAUCAAUCUGAAAGAUCACAGAAUAAAAGAGAAAGAUCGAGCUAAAGCAAAGGAGAAAAAGAAGAAAGAUCCCUCGGAGCUCAAGGAGAGAGAAGUGCAGAAGUACCCAUCAUGCCUGUUCUUCCAGUACAACACUCAGCUGGGUCCUCCGUACCACGUACUAGUUGACACCAAUUUCAUCAACUUCUCCAUCAAGGCCAAACUGGACAUUGUUCAGUCCAUGAUGGAUUGUCUGUAUGCAAAAUGUAUCCCAUAUAUCACAGACUGUGUGAUGGCUGAAAUCGAAAAGCUCGGAAUGAAGUAUAGAGUCGCACUCAGGAUAGCCAAGGAUGCAAGGUUUGAGCGCCUGCCAUGCACACACAAGGGAACAUAUGCUGAUGACUGCCUAGUCCAAAGGGUAACACAGCACAAGUGUUACAUCCUGGCGACAGUGGACAGAGAUCUAAAGAGACGAGUAAGGAAGAUCCCCGGAGUGCCCAUCAUGUACAUCUCAAACCACAGGUAUAACAUUGAACGGAUGCCUGAUGACUAUGGUGCUCCAAGAUUUUAAUAUUCCUAUAGCUGAGCUGGACUUGUAAAUGGACUGAAGUUUCCUGUGUAAUAUUAUUUUCCUUUUAUGCAUAUUAAGAAUAUUGUUUGGUUUCGAAUUGUGGUGAGGGUGGGAUUGGGUGUGUUUGAUGUAACUCAAAAUUGCUCGGUGCUGUUUUCCAUAUAACACCUUUUGUUAAAUAAAUAAAUGAAUAGUUCCAAUGCA
This is a messenger RNA of Scophthalmus maximus (turbot), 934 nucleotides long. RefSeq names its product FCF1 rRNA-processing protein (gene fcf1). The record is from RefSeq and is a predicted model, not a curated record. Gene Ontology annotation, cellular component: small-subunit processome; nucleolus. The coding region runs from base 137 to 730 and encodes 197 amino acids. The transcript has 8 exons. NCBI's taxonomy places the organism in Eukaryota, Metazoa, Chordata, Actinopteri, Pleuronectiformes, Scophthalmidae.